AUGGCUCCACCUCCCCCAGGUCCCGUCGGUCCUUCUUCCGCGGUUCCAGGGUCCCCACAGUCUCUUGGAUCUUCUUCCGGAAUCCAAAGACAAACAGGCCAACCGGUCUCUAUACCACCUACAGGCCCUGUUAGCCCAGCUUCUGCUAUACCAGGGUCUUAUAGUUCAUCGAGACAUCCUUAUGCUAGUACAUCACAAGUAUUGAACCCUCGUACUUCUACCAUGGCUGGUUCCACUCCUCCAUCAUCAGCUACUGCAGGCCGUGGUUAUCAAAUGCAACAUCAACAAAUAUCUUCUUCACAUUCACUAGCUCAACAACAACAACAACAACAACAACAACAACAACAACAACAACAACAACAACAACAACAGCAAUCAUCAAAUACCUCCUCUGAUCUGGCACCCAAAACUCACAGAACUGUCUCAAUGGGCCGCAAAAAGAAAAUUGAACUUUUCGAGAAAGAUGAGCCUUCAAGAGCCCUCCCCAACUACGAGUUUGAAAAACGCAAAUGGGACGCUUAUAAUGAACUGCGGCAAGGUGCAUCGUACCGCAAAGCUGCUUCUCAAUAUAACAUCUCUUACCGAUGUCUUUUUGAUUAUGCCCGUGGCAAACGCAACCGAGUAGAGAGUCAUGAGCGUUACAUGGCCCUCCCUGUCGAGCUUGAAACCGAGCUUUCCAAUCAAAUCAUGGGGAUUGUUGAGCAAACUGGUAUUUUCCCGCAACAAAAAGUAAUUAGCCAGCUCGCAAACGAACUUAUUCGACGUAGCCAAAACAAUGCGACUUCACCCGCUACUUCUACAGGCGGCCCAGGCGGCUCACCCAAAUCCCAAAUAGUGGGACCUUCCAAUUCUCCGGGUGCCGAUUCCGCAGGGUCUCCUCCUUCUUCUUCUUCUCCUUCAUCAUCAUCAUCAUCAUCUUCUUCUUCUUCCACUGCAGCCACUGGAACCGCCUCAGCUGCAAGUCCUCCUCUUCGACAAAAACCUGCUGUUUCUGAUACUUGGGUCUCAAAGUUCUUGCGCAGACACCCGGAACUCAACUAUGAGAAGCGCACAAAACGACGUAGACUCGAUGCUUGUGUUGGAACUUCUCCUGUUGUUGUUGUUGGUUCAACAGAUUCUGUUUCAGGGUCUUCUUCAAAUAGAGUACAUGCUGUUUCCAUUUCUCCUUCAUCUUCUUCUGUUGAAACUACUUCUACUUCUCCACCACCACCACAUCCUUCUCAUCAUCACCCUCAUCUUCAACAACAACAGCAUAUGGAACAUUCUUCUCCUGCUGUAAUUUCUGGUCCUACUGGUGUCAUUCAUCCUGCUCACCAAGGCCCAGCCAUACAGCAGCAGCAACAGCAACAGCAACAGCAACAGCAACAUUUGCCGCACCCAAACUUGAUGGGCGGGGCUCCGUCGCAGUACGCGCCGGGGCUUGCGGGUAUGGGGCGCCCGGUGCCCGCCACGCUACCGCCGAUCACCGGGCAGGUUCCUUUUAUUCAGGGACAUCCUCAGCAGCAGCAGCAGCAGCAACAACAACAACAACAACCGCAGCAGCAGCAGCAGCCACCACCGCAGCAGCCGCAACAGCCGCAACAGCCACAACAGCAGCCGCAACAGCCACAACAGCAGCAGCAGCAACAACCUUAUCCUCUACCACCGAUCCACUCUUACCCUCCGCAGAUGCAACAACAAAUGACUUCUCAACAGCAGCCGCAACAACAACAGAUGGUGCCAAUGUCACCAGCUCAACAACAACGGACCAUGGUUCACUAUAACAAUAAUCAGUACCAUAAUAACUAUUACUACAACCAACAACCUCCAUCCCAACCUUCUCAACAACAACAACCUCCUCAGCAUUUCUCUCCGCCACUUCCUCAACCCAUCCAGCCUAAUUAUUUCCAGGGCCCUAAUGGUGCUGCCAUACCGCCUCAGGGACACCCUUCCCCUCAGGCUUUGCAACAGGUUCCUCAGCAGCAGCAGGCUCUGCAGCACAUGCAACAGCAACAGCAACAACAACAGCAACAACAACAACAACAACAACAACAGCAGCAGCAACAACAACAACAUCAACAGCAGCAGCAACAACAGCAGCAACAACAACAACAGCAGCAGCAGCAACAGCAGCAACAGCAUCUAUCACACUCUCCUCAACAAACACCUUCAUCUUCUAGCCACCCAGUGUCAUCACAUCGCAGCAACCUGCAGCACUGGUUUAAUGGCCUCAACCGCAUCAUUGAUUCACUGAGUAUUCGCCCUGGCGACAUUUACAAUUCGCGCGUGCUCAACUUUAAAAUUGAUUCGAAAAAGUGUGUUGUUGUGCGGGGAGGAUCUGUGAUUGGCAUGCCCACUUCAUCUUCAUCUUCUUUCUUAUCUUCUUCCUCAAAAGCGUUUGCAUCUAUUUUUGAGUGUAUUUGUGCAGAUGGUUCAUGCAUGAAUCCAGUGGCUGCAGUUUCUGGUACUGGGUCGCGGUCACUUGGGUCAAUUCCUGGGGUCCAGUUGUUGGAUGCAGUUACAAGUCGAACAGCUAAGGAACAUGAGUCGCUUGAUUUUUUCCAAUGGCUUAAGCUUCACUUUGACCACCUUACCGACUCAAAGGCUAAUGGCUCAUGGCGUCUUCUCAUCACUGAGGAAGCAUCCUCUAUUGAUUUGUUCCCCUUUUUGUGGGCCUUCAAACACCGCAUUUUGCUGGUGACUGUGCCAGCCCCAAGUGCUCGAGCUAUUCAACCUAUUGAACGUGGGCAUUUGCUUGAUUCAUUAUGCAAGAGUCUUAAAAAUAGUCUUGCGGAUAUGGCUCAGUAUAAUAAAAGCCGCGAUAAUAGUGAGGCUUCUACUACUUCAGCUGCUGCUACUACCCCCACAUCAUCUUCAUCAGCCCAUUCUGCACCGUCUCCUGAAGCUAAUGGUGGUCGAUCACCAGCAUCCACCAGUCCACAGCUUCAAAACCUAGUGGUCAAUCUACGUUCUCCUUCAUCGUCAAAUGCUAUUGCAACUUCCUCUUCUUCUUCUUCUUUUUCUUGUGCAGCAUCCUCCUCAUCCCUUGUUUUGGAUUUGGCUGCGUUUCUUACAACAUAUGGUGUGAUUCAUGCACAGGCCUUUACUAACGAAAACAUUGUUGGUGGUUGGAAGCAAACAGGUAUUUUGCCUCGUAAUCCCAAUCUCGUGAUUGAUACGGUGACCAAGACCACAGGGCCUGAGAGUAUUAAGGAGGAACAAGUUUUGAUUGAUGUUUCUCCUGACUCUACUACGGCAAGUGAGCAAGCAUCAAAUGAAACCACAUUGUCUUCUUCUGAUGGUUUGGUGGAAUCUCUGGUGGACCACCACGGGUCGCCUUUCAGUGCCACAGAACUACUUGAGAGUGGCAUUGAGGCGUUGACCGACCAAAACCUGAAUGCCAAUGAACGGUCCCAAAAGUUGUUUUGGUUACUACAACGCGCUUUUGAUGGAGCUGUUGACCGGAAUCUGACUCGCCAUGCAGGUGCCUCAGCUGCUGCUUUACGCAACAUUCGUCGUAGCAGCAGCGGCAGUGUAUCCCAGUUUAUACUUGAGGGGGCCACUACUACUUCUCAUGAAGUCAAUGAUGCAGCUUCUGAUGACGUUUUUAUUUCACGGCAUGAGGUGCGCGGAGAUUCAUUGGUGAUGGAUCCCGAGUUUAAAAUCAAGACUGAGGAGCAUAGUGAUGAUGAUGACCAUCACCAUCAUCGUCGGGCCAGUGGACCGUCUUCAUCUAUAUUUUCUACUGAAAAUGGUGUCAAUGCCUCUGUUUCUACUGAUUCUGACAAGCCUGAGGAUGGGGUUGUUGAUAAUAAUAAUAAUGGAAACCAUGAAAAUAUAGAGGAGGAAGAGGAGAUGGAAGAAGAAGAGUCUAGUUUGAGUCGACACCGUGAAGAGCAACUGUUGCUACCUGAGCUAUCUGUUGAGUUGGCCACUAAAAUUCGACGAUACUUGCAUCCUAGUCGUCCAAGUCGACGGCGGGUAGUGUCAUCUUCUUCAGGAGAAUCAGUUUCUACUACCACUGUAGAUGAGGGCAUUGUUACUGUUGAGCAAGUUGUUACAGCAUUGCUACGAUUUAUUGAUGCUAGUGGUCAGAAUCAUUGA
Molecule: messenger RNA, 4083 nt
Organism: Magnusiomyces paraingens
Lineage: Eukaryota; Fungi; Ascomycota; Dipodascomycetes; Dipodascales; Dipodascaceae
Exons: 1
Coding region: 1-4083 (1360 amino acids)
Biological process (GO): regulation of mRNA processing; regulation of transcription by RNA polymerase II
Cellular component (GO): nucleus
Molecular function (GO): sequence-specific DNA binding
Source: RefSeq, a predicted model, not a curated record